AUGGUUGUGCCUUGGAGCUCGCCUCUGUGCACCAUGCCCUUUAAAUCUGCUUCCUUCGAUCAACCAAGGGUGGAAGCCACCCCCCAACCUCCAUCCAGCAGUCCAAAGAGGAAGAGGGACGAGUCAUCAGAUACUGAGGAUGACCUUGCGGAGCUACUGGAACCUGAUCCCCAGCCGGUGUGGUCAGUGGAGACGCUGUGCAGCUUCAGGAUGACACUGCAAAGGCGCCGUGUGUCUACAGUGCGACCUGAACACCACAAGGUCUUCACCAAGCUGCUCAAGGAUCCCGUGGUGAAAAAAUUCCUGACCUGGGACAAGAUGCUGAGGGUGUCAGACAAGUACCUCUUGUCUAUGGUCAUAGCUUAUUUCAGCCGUGCUGGACUCUUCUCCUGGCAGUACAGGCCAAUCCACUUCUUCCUGGCUCUGUACCUGGCCAAUGACAUGGAGGAGGACAACCAGGCCCCUAAACAAGACAUUUUUUACUUCCUCUAUGGGAAAAGCUAUGCCCAGCGCCCCAUGUUCCACAAACUGCGCUUCCAGUUCAUUCGGUCCAUGAGCUGGAGGAUCUGGGUGUCCCAGGAGGAGUGUGAAGAGAUCCAGGCUUACGACCCAGAGCUCUGGGUAUGGGCGCGAGAUCGCACUAAGCUGACCUGGAACCCUAGGGCCAUGGAUACUUGA
This is a messenger RNA of Mus pahari (shrew mouse), 678 nucleotides long. RefSeq names its product speedy protein E4A-like. NCBI's taxonomy places the organism in Eukaryota, Metazoa, Chordata, Mammalia, Rodentia, Muridae. The record is from RefSeq and is a predicted model, not a curated record. The transcript has 6 exons. Gene Ontology annotation, biological process: positive regulation of cyclin-dependent protein serine/threonine kinase activity. The coding region runs from base 1 to 678 and encodes 225 amino acids. Gene Ontology annotation, molecular function: protein kinase binding.